UUUAAUUGAGUUGAAAGCAUUGUUAAGAGAAGAGUAUUGACAAAAAAAAAAGCAUUGUUAAGAGUUAGAUUAAUUGUCUUGGGGAGCUUUAGUCAAUAACGUAUGUAGCUUAAUCAAGACCAAUAAUAAUUUAGUUUAAUUAAUAUAAUAAAACAGGUGCAUACUGCAUAUUGUUAUUAAUAAAAAAUAAAAUAUUAGGAAUAAUGGUAGCAUAUAUAUUUUCCCUUUUUGUUAGUUGAAUGAACUUCAAUCUAAAUUUUUUUAAGAAGAUGAAGUCUUUCCAAUUAGCCAAUGAAUCUUCUCCCCUUUCCUUAACUCCUCAGUUUAUUCUCCCAGAACACAAAAGACCACACCUUUCAGAGGUUACUUCAUUAGACUCAAUUCCCAUAAUUGAUUUGAGUUACAUAGAUGAAAACCCUUGUUCAUCCUUGGAAGUGGCUCACAAGAUUUCAAAGGCUUGUGAGGAAUUUGGUUUCUUCCAAAUUGUGAACCAUGGUGUUCCUGAACAAAUUUGCAAUAAAAUGAUGAAAGCAAUUGAUGACCUUUUUGAGUUGCCAGCAGAGCAAAGAGACAUUCUGUUUUCAACAGAUCAUGCCAAGAAUAUAAAAUUGGUUAAUUAUUAUCUUCAAGUUGAAGGUGGAGAAAAGGUUAAGAUGUGGAGUGAAUGUUUUAGUCAUCCAUGGUAUCCUAUUCAUGAUGUCAUUCAACUUCUACCUGAAAAUUUUGGAGCUCAAUACAGAGAGGCUUUUACUGAAUAUGCAAAGGAGAUUGAUGCAUUGGUGAGAAGGCUUUUGAGUUUGUUAUCAAUAGGGCUAGGCUUAGAGGAUGAUUAUUUGUUGAAGAAGCUAGGUGAGCAGCCAAGACUAAGAGCACAAGCAAAUUUCUAUCCACCAUGUCCAGAUCCAGAGUUGACUUUGGGUCUCCUUGACCAUACUGAUAGCAAUGCUCUCACUGUCCUUUUGCAAUCACAAGUUUCUGGCCUUCAAGUUAACAAAGAUGGGAAAUGGAUUUCUGUACCUUCUAUUCCUAAUGCUUUUGUCAUCAAUCUAGCUGAUCAAAUUCAGGUUCUAAGCAAUGGAAGAUACAAAAGUGUGAAUCACAGGGUUGUUACCAACAAAGCGCGUUCACGAGUGUCGAUGGCCAUGUUUUAUGGACCGAACCCUGACACGAUAAUUGGGCCUAUUCAAGAAUUGAUAGAUGAAGAGCAUCCUCCAAGGUAUCGAAACUAUCGCUUCUCUGAGUUUCUUGAAGAAUUUUUUAACCAACAAGGAACUAGGAGAAUGAUCAAGGAAGUCUUUGAGUUGCCAUUUAAUCAAGCUGUUUAAUUUGUAUGCAUUCAUGAUGUACACACAAAUAUUCAAUCAUAUCUCAUCAUUUAAAUAUCUAAAUGGUGAAAUAUGAUUUUUUGAAUGUAUGAGUAAAAUCAUUUUAUAUUAUGAUUACACACAUGUUAAUGUAUCUACUACUGUUGUAUUGUUAUGAUGAGCCAAUAAAAAUGUUUGUUAUGUUUAUCGAACUAAA
Molecule: messenger RNA, 1521 nt
Organism: Cicer arietinum (chickpea)
Lineage: Eukaryota; Viridiplantae; Streptophyta; Magnoliopsida; Fabales; Fabaceae
Product: protein DMR6-LIKE OXYGENASE 1-like
Source: RefSeq, a predicted model, not a curated record